AUGCCAUCGUCGGAUAUUCAAGUCUUUGUGAAAUGGAAAGACCAAACUAUCUUCGCCGGGGAAGAUGUCGAAUGUACAAUUACUUUCCGCAACGUCGCAGGCACCAACAAUGCCGAGUCCAAUAAUCACCAUAAUGGCGGACAGCUUACUCCUCACCAGCCGCAAAGGAAACAACCCAGAGCCGGCAGUACUGAUUCUUCUUUUUUCUCUUUAAAAUCUCCACAGAACCUUUUCUUUGGCUCGAACCGUCGUUCGCAUUCUCUCAGUCCGCAGAAGAAAGCGUCUCAUCGUACGUCGUCAUCACUGAGCGCUCCGUUGAGUGGUGGUGCCCAUAGCUUCCCCCCGCCGUCGACACCCCAGAAUGGGCCUCCCUCGAGUCACAAACACAAGCGAUCCGUGUCGAUUCUGUCCAUUGAUAGUGAAGGUGGUAAGGGAGGGAACGGAGGGGAUAAGACGCCCUCGUCUUCCUCGCCGUUCAGUCGCAUGCCGCCAAGAGGCCAUGGUCGUUCGGCAAGUCUACAGGUCCCGCCGAAACGGAAUGAUAGUUACGAUGAGGCUUUCAUGAAAGGUGGGCGACCUACCCGUGGCUAUCCGCCUCUCGAAUCCCCGGUCAAUCUAUCUCCCGGCAAUCUGAGAGUCGAUGUGAGCCAUCGUGGAGGCUCCAGCGCACCGAGCCCUAUAAGACCGAAUGAACCGUCGCAUGUUCCUAACAGAAGACCGCAAUUGCCUCCCUUAGACUUCAAGUUCCCUGCGGCACCAGCUUCAACCAACGAUCGCUCCGCUAUUUCACCUUCAGUGGCAUCAACAGAGGAAUCCUUUGCGCCAACGGCAAUAGGAAAACCGAUCAAUAAAGAUGGUCCUCCCCUGUCGGCCCAGAGUCAUCUGCCGCAGAUGACCAGGAUAAUGUCGACAUCAAGCCAAAGCGGAAGAAGCAGUGGGGAGUUCUACUCUGUAAGUGACCACUCAUCGGAGACACUCCAGUCAGAAUACACGAACUAUUCGAUACCGGUACCGCGGCCAAUCCCCAACCGUCAUAUGCGACACCAUUCCAGCGUGGACCCUAGUCCUGUGCUUGCCAACAGCCAGACACUCAUGAUGGGAUAUGCGCAGAUAAGCGCAUCAUUUACAGUGGAUGGUUCCUUAAUUAAUCAAUCUGCCUUUGAAGAGGUAAAACGGAAAGGUGUCGUUGGUGGACAGGGCAGUGGCACUGGAACACCGGGUCCCGGCGCUGUCCGCGGUGACAAGGGUCGGAAAGGGGGUGGUUUCUGGGGCGCGUUGCGGUGGAAUAACAUUGAGGAGUCUCUGAGUGGACUCAUGUCCAACAAUGACCUUGAUGGUCUGCGAGAAAUGCGGGGUGUAUCCUCGUCGAAGUCAAUCCCAUUGCUGUCCACGUCUCAGUCGCUCCUGUUCGUGGAUCUUCGCCUCGCGCCUGGUCAAGAACAAUCAUAUUCUUUCUCUUUCACUUUGCCCAGUGGCCUUCCUGCAAGCCAUAAGGGAAAGGCUAUCAAAAUUUCUUAUAAUUUAGUUAUUGGUACCCAGAGACCCAGUGGAUCGAAGUCGAACGAACCCCAGCGCGUCAAUCGAAUCAACGUACCAUUUCGGGUAUUCAGUGGUGUGAACGGCCAAGGACGAAUCCUUGGUCACAAUUUGAUGUCCCCAUACGUGCUCCUCCGUGACGAAGCCCGGGUACAAAAGAUAGGAUCUAGUCCAUAUCCGGCAUGGAAACAGCAGAAAAGCUUUAGCGGGCCGACGUGGACAUCCGCCCCAGAAUUUCUAGCCUAUGUGGAUGAGAUCUUAGAGCAACGGUCACGGCAAAACUCAUUACAGCCUCCUGACACGCCAGCUGAAAGACGGGAAAUGCAUAAUAUAUCAACCACGACGCUGUCUUGCAAAGAUGCAAUUGACUUAGCGAUUUUACGGAGCAACCAAGCAUCCCAGUCUUCGCACAGUCCUAACCGUUUUGAGAUUGCUCGCAACGGUCGUCGGAUCGCGGUGGUAAUCCUGAACCGCCCAGCGCAUCGAUUGGGAGAAGCCAUCAUUGCUACGGUCGAAUUUUCAGAUGCGGCACUUCCAUGCUACGCUCUCCGUGCAUCUCUGGAGACAUCGGAAAAGGUAUCUGAGGAAUUGGCGGUGCGGUCGAAUGCGAGUAUCCAUCGCACCACACGACGCAUCCAUGCGUCGUUCUUUGAGAAUACCCUACACGCUACGCGAGUCGUCUUCACUCCAGCCGUUCCCAUCGCGGCCACUCCGACUAUUUUGACGAGCGGAGUGAACCAUGUCUGGGAACUACGGUUCGAAUUUGUGACGCCCAGCAUGCACAGCGACACUGACACAGAACAGCCCUCUGGUGCCGGUUUACUCGAGGCUAUCCACCAAGAUGACAGGGGACAGGUCGUGUCGGCUUUGGAGAAUCUUGGCUGCGAGUCUUUUGAAAUUGCUAUCCCUCUCACUGUAUAUGGCGAGACGGUUAGGGAGAGAUUACCCGAGGAGAAUGAGGGAUAUUCUAUAUAG
Aspergillus ruber CBS 135680 is the source of this 2511-nucleotide messenger RNA. Its product is annotated as putative intracellular protein transport protein (Sat1). Gene Ontology annotation, biological process: retrograde transport, endosome to Golgi. The record is from RefSeq and is a predicted model, not a curated record. The transcript has 3 exons. Lineage: Eukaryota; Fungi; Ascomycota; Eurotiomycetes; Eurotiales; Aspergillaceae. Bases 1 to 2511 code for a protein of 836 amino acids. Gene Ontology annotation, cellular component: Golgi membrane; Ric1-Rgp1 guanyl-nucleotide exchange factor complex.